Scylla paramamosain (green mud crab) is the source of this 5257-nucleotide messenger RNA. RefSeq lists its product as uncharacterized. Bases 264 to 1232 code for a protein of 322 amino acids. Lineage: Eukaryota; Metazoa; Arthropoda; Malacostraca; Decapoda; Portunidae. Gene Ontology annotation, biological process: cellular response to hydrogen peroxide. The record is from RefSeq and is a predicted model, not a curated record. The transcript is spliced from 2 exons.
UUGUUAGUGGCACAGCCUUGGCCUGGAAGGGAAGGAGCAGGCAGUAAGUGCUGUGUCUCCAGGUAUGAAAGGCCAAGCAAUUGUGGCCUCAUUUGGCUAAGGUUGUAUACAGAGAAAGAUCUGUGGAUGGCUGGCAAGGAGGGAGGGAGGAGCAGGCAGCGGCAGCAGGAAGGAAGAGGGGACGAGGCCAGGGUCAUACUCAAGGUUGCAGACGAGAGGGAGAACCAUUACCUUGUUUACCUGAGGAGGAGUUGUGAACGCAGAUGGCGAGUGUGAGUGAUGGUGAUGAAACCCUGGUGAAGGAGGACAGUGAGGGCAGCCCAGUUCAGCCAUUCCCACAGUUGCUGCCAGUCAAGGGGCUAAGCCAGGCCCUGACAGCCCCCACCCUCCCCAGAGCUGAGGGUGAAACUGUGUGCUGGAUUCUCCCUGAAAAGGAUGGUGAGAAGGGCCAAGUAAGCAGCAGCAGCAGCAGCAACACAGAGGUGUGCAAGGGUUGCCAGAAGCAGCGCAGUGCACAAGGGCGGGGAGCCAAGAGAGCAAUAGAACCGCCCUUACUGGAGUACUCCUUUGCUAACCUGUACCUCUCCCCUGGCAAGAAGAAGCCACUGUUGCGACGGAGCAAGCUGGCAGCUCUCGGUGUGCAGUACAGUAGUGAGGUGCGUGGUGGACAGAGCAUAGGGAUUAUAAUGGAGCAGGUCACUUCACCCAAAGAUGUGUGCAUUAGUAACACAUCCACAGUGGAAGUUGGGGUGGACAAGUGUUCGAGCCCAAAGGUUCACAGUGGCAGCUCACUGCUUAGUUCCAAAAAGACUGAGCCAGUGGCAGCAGUAGAACUUCAUGUUCCUAAGGCAAGAGUGUUUGAGUUAGUCAAUAAAUCAACAGAUACUGAAGACUUUGCCAGUGUGUGCCAGAGUAACCAGAGUCAGGUAGAGAGUAGAUAUAAUGUAAGUAAGAAGCUAGAGUUUUCACCACAUGGAUGCAGACACCGAGGGCAACCCAAGUCACGGCGUGCCCUCUACAAGAGGCGGUGUCGCAGGCGGCUGGCAGAAGUGGAACUGCCAGACCUGAAGAGUCUCUCCAUCACAGAAGCAGGUGCAGCACGCUCAUGCUCCCAGCAGGCACGCAGCCUGGACUAUGAAGAUGUCACCAUGGAUGAACUGGCUGCCUACUUGGACAACUUCCUGUACUUGCCCAAGAAGAUGUCCCACAUGGCAGAGAUGAUGUAUACCUGAGGAUGUAGAAGCUGCCCUCCACCAGGCUCUUUGGGCAUUGGUCUCUGAUGCUGAAAUGUUAGUUGAGUGUGUUGUUUAUAUGCCGCAGACUUUGCAGUGAUAUUCAUUUUUCUUUCUUUAUUAAGGUUUCUUGUCUUUCACAAAAGUGACUAUCCUUGAAAACUUUUACAAUUAAUGUUUGUCAUCCACAGCUAAAGCUUAGAGCUUCCUGUUGCUGAUAAUCUGAAGAUGAUAGUGAAGUAGUGGCUCAGUUGGUACUGGCCUGCAGCACAGCACUCAUGCACUCUGAUCUCUGUCUUAGGGUUCCACAGAAGUUAUAGUAAACUUGCAUUUGGUGACUCUUUCCUCUUUAAUGUUGAAUGCACCCUUAUUCUGAAAUCACAUUCAUAUUCAAUGCAGUAGAAUAGUAAACAGAUUAAUGAGUUAAAACAUGAACCCACACACUCCAUAGAUACGGUCAUGAUCUUGGGCAAAUAUCCAUGCCAGACAAGGCACACCAUUUCUUAUAAGCUUUUCCUUCUACUAAUUCAUUACUCACACCUAUCACAACUUUCCUCUCUCUCUCUCUCUCUCUCUCUCUCUCUCUCUCUCUCUCUCUCUCUCUCUCUCUCUCUCUCUCUCUCUCUCUCUCUCUCUCUCUCUCUCUCUCUCUCUCUCUCUCUCUCUCUCUCUCUCUCUCUCUCUCUCUCUCUCUCUCUCUGAGGAAGUGAAGAAAAAUUGAGGGGAGGAGGAAGUAACAGUAAGGAAGGGGCAGCAGGUAGUGGCUGGAAGAUGAGAGAAAGAGAGAGACUGGAGAAGUGGUCCCACCUGGGUACUUGCCCCAGACCAUGGCUGCACAUUGAAUGGAAACACAUAUGCAGCAGCUAUGCGACCAGGCACCUGAGCAGGGUUGGAGCAUGUGAUGUCAGUUUUGCAGCCACUAUAAACUUUGCUUGUUCACUUGCUAAAGUAUUUAUACAGGCUAUAAUAAUUUUGUAUGUUCAUAUUAAACUCCUCCAGAAAGAUUUUUUUUCUCAAGUUUUCAGUAUAUGACUAACAGCUUUGUCUUUUAUUUAUUGUCAAGUGUUUUAAGUUUCCCUUAGUAAGAAGGUAAAUAACCAUGACCACAGGAUCUUUUCCUUUGGAACAUGAAUUAUGUAAUGAGGCAUAAUUACUUAUUUGUGGGAAUUUAUGAUGGGAAGGAAUGUCUGGGAAGCCUUGAUGGAUUAGGAAGAGAGGGCAGAGUUCAAUGAUGUGACAUACAAUUCCUUUUAUAGAUACAGUCACUCCUGAUUAACCAGAUAAGCAGGGAAAACAAGAUGGACCCAUGUAGCAGCAAUAGUUCCUCAUGUGGCUGUGGUUUGAUCUGAUUGACCUGAUAGUAGAGUGGGAGGGGCAUUAUUCAAGGCUGUGGUAGAAGUGGUUCCACCUGUAGUUGUGGUCAUUUCUGAUUAGCUAAAGAAUAAGCCUUCCUGUGCUCUGCUUCCUGCCUUCUGUGGAGCAAGGUGGCAUCAGUAAUGGGCAGAACCUAACAAAGAAUGAAAUACUAAGCUAUGAGAGGAAAAUCCAAAGGUGGUUCAUAAUUUACUGAAAUUGUGGAGGGAAUGGGAUUGUCCAUGAGGUUACUCACUUACUGGAAGGAUUGCUGGUGUCAUUAAUUGCAUCCUUAAAGGGAUGAGGGAGGGGCAAGGUUUAUCCAUGAGUGUAACGAGCAAACUAAUGAGGCUGAGGAGCAGAAACCAAAUAGCAUCAAAAUACAAAGUAUGUUUUCUGUGAUCACUAUGUAUGUAUAUAAACUAGUGUUAUGUCCUUCAGAGCAAAAUGCAAGUACAAUUGAAGAAAGCCUUCCUUGGUAUGGAGCAGUUGCCAAUACAUGAUGUAAGAUAGAGAUAUAAAUGUAGCAUGACUGAAAUGGUUUCUUUCUUAUUUUGAAUUACAGUGUUAAGCUGAAGUUUGUAUAUAUAUAUAUAUAUAUAUAUAUAUAUAUAUAUAUAUAUAUAUAUAUAUAUAUAUAUAUAUAUAUAUAUAUAUAUAUAUAUAUAUAUAUAUAUAUAUAUAUAUAUAUAUAUAUAUAUAUAUAUAUAUAUAUAUAUAUAUAUAUAUAUAUAUAUGAAUUGAGAGUAUUUAGCUUGGAAGAUUUAUAAUUAGCUUUUUUAGAUAGACUGAUGCGUAUGGUAGUGUUCUUCCUAGGCUGUGUUUAGAAUCAUUGGUGUUGAAAUGUGUCAUUGCAAUAUAAAAGGGUUCAAUGGAGAAACAUUGUUCUAAAAGCAAUGUAACAACCACUAUAAAAAUAUGUUAAGAAUUUAUAACUUCACAGAUGGAUAAAAGUUUUCAUUUCAACAUUUUAUUGCAUUAAAUCACAGUAUGAUGGUAUUUACAUAAGAAUUUUGAGAAUGCAGUACUGUACUGAUCAUUGUAGCUUGCUGAAUAAGGGGACUAGCAAAGUACAUUGGCAUCCCCACCCAGUAUGUGGUACAGAACAUCUCAUUGCAGUUUGUCCACAUGUUGCACCAUCAUGAGUAAUCACUACAAGAUGAGGAUCUUUGUCCUCUGCAUCUCUGGUUAUUGGCUGUCUCAACACAGUGCAGCUUCACAUGGCUCAUGGUGCUGCUUUCUCUAAGAAUUUAUCUUGCCACACUUUGUGCAAACCAGUAAUCAGUAAAAUGUCUUCAUUUACCUAUAAGGAAAGGGGAAAAUAUUUGAGGAAAAAAAAACAUUGAGGCAGGUGUGGAACUGACCUGGUGGGAGGUGGGGCAAGAAAGAUAAAGGUGACCACCUCACCCAGUAGCAAAAAGAUGGCUAGGUCAGGGAACCCUGUGUCUCUCAAUGAUUAGCAGUCUAUAACAAUGUUUAAUAUGGGCAAGCUACACUGGCAUGUUCUGUACUACAUCAAGGGAGAGGUGGACAAUACACCAUAGCAGUUGGCUGAUUCUCUUGCACAGCAAACUUCAGUGAUUAAUAUUGUACAUGAUGAGCUAAUUGUUUAGGAGCAUGGAGAAACCCUUAAAACUCAGCCAUGUAUUAUUUCAUUACUCACAGUGAAUCUAAGCUGAUAAAUACUCUACAUUAUAAUGCCUAGUCAGAGAGAGAAGUUGAAAAGUAGUUAUUACCAUAUGUUGCACAUUAAGACUCGGGUGCUAGUUUUUAUUUUUGUUUUAUUUAUUUAUUUAUUUAUUUAUUUAUUUAUUUUUUUUUCCAGCUUACUGUGGCACUCAGUAUGAAUUUUGUAUUAUUUUUGUUCACCAUGCUAGAUCACUGCAGUCAAUCCAAUGCUACAUAUUUCAAUGAGUUGGUCAAUUAAUUUGUAGGCAUCAAUGGUCACACAUUAUUUACUAAUUUUGAUGCUGCCUCCCCAAAGAUAUCUUCAUACUGUGAGUUUCUUGGAUGAUGCCCCUAUAAGUGUUUUAUCCACAAGUGAUCCUGAAUGAUAGGAGCACAGGUGAUAGGACAGCCUUUAUUUUUUCAAGGAAAUGUUGGUGUUAUAUGUGUGGUCUGUAGUGGGGAGGAAGUGGUGGCCUCCAGACAAGUUACCUGUAGAGAUGAACUAGCAAAGUUCAGAGAGUACUUGAUAUUGGCUUCCAGUGCUGAGCUUAGACUUAAAAACGGAGUUAUAUGGUGCCAUUGUUGCCCACAUUACUCCUGUCAAAUGGCUUUAGAAAAAAUCAAAGAUAUAAAGUGGUGCACUUACUGAAUUAUCUAAAAAACAUAUUAGACAUAAAAGUGGAAUUUCUGUGGUUAUCCAAUCAUACAUAUAAUACAUUUUGUGCUUGAAAACCCAUUGAUAUGUAAUAUAAUGUCAUUAGUAUGGUCCUCCAGUCAGACUUUUUUUUUUUUUUUUAGUCCUAUAAACUACAUAAUGUUAAGAUUUGACAGAUGAAGGUGAAUUUAAGAGAUGAAGUGAGUCAGAUGAGGGCCCAGUGAUAAAAGCCAACAAUAUGAAAUGGGCUCUUGUUUAUACCUAAGCCAAGGAUAUUAUAAGAGAAAUUUAAGUUGGAAUGUUGAAUAAUGGAUGUUUUAUUUUUAAUUUUCCAUAAAUCCUUAUGGCA